AUGGGUGAAAAGCGAAAAGCUCGUAUGACCGAAAAAACAUCAAAAAAAGAAAAAAAAACUAUUAAUUCUAUUACAACAACUGCCAGUAAUGAUGAUAUUGAAGAACAAUCAUCAAUGCAUUCAAAUAGUAGUACUAAUGAUAGCAAUAGUCAACAACCGUCAAUUACAAAAGAAGAUACUAAUCUUGAUGAAAUAGAAGAAUCUCAAGCAAUAACUCCAAUUGAUGUUGAAAAUAUAACUAAUGAAGAUAAUGUUGAAUCUAAACCAUUAACAAAUGAUGAUGAUGAUGAUGAUGAUGUUAAUCAUAAAAUAAUCAUUGAAUCAAAUUCAACAACAAAAUCAUGGUGGUCAUCAUUAAUUCGCCUAUUUCAUUUUCGUAAUAAUACAAAUGAAAAUAAAUCUCAAAUCAAUGAUUCAACUGAUGAUCAUCAAUCUUCUUCAUAUGUCAAUGGAAAUUAUUUGAGUAAUAUUAAAUGUCGUCGAUCACUUCAUGAUAAUUCAUUAGUUAAUUAA
Molecule: messenger RNA, 513 nt
Organism: Rotaria sordida
Lineage: Eukaryota; Metazoa; Rotifera; Eurotatoria; Philodinida; Philodinidae
Source: the annotation of a GenBank genome assembly